GACUGAACAGUCUAGCCCCACCAGGUUGGCUUGUGGUUCAGUCUUCAGAUUUCUUUGUGGGGGUGGCAUCUACAUUUGCAGCCCACCAUUAUCAUCAUGAUAUUCUGGAUACUCGCUGCUCUCAGCUUCAUUCAAGCUGCUGAACUAACAGAAAACAAGAUUUUAGUGGAACAGCCACCUCGAAUCACGGCAUCUGAUGAAAAUGCUACCUUGGCUUGCAAAUAUGCCUAUAAUGGAACUGGGAAUGAAUUCAGAGCAUCACUGAAUAAAGGAGCAGACAGAGCAGUUGAAGUCUGCUCUGUUUCCUGGAAUGGUUCCUUCCAUAACAAUCAUUCAAAUAAAGAUUUCAAUUGCCUUGUUGCAGUUGAUAGCCAUAAAAAGGAAGUGAAUUUCAGUCUUUGGAAGCUGAAUACUGACCAAACAGAUAUUUACUUCUGCAAAAUUGAGGUCAUGUUUCCACCUCCUUACAUCUCCAACGACAAGAGCAAUGGGACUGUCAUUCAUGUGAAAGAGAUGGUCCGCCAACCACCACCAUUUCAAUCACCCUUUUGGGCUCUGAUGGUGACUCUUGGAUUUCUGGCUUUCUACAGUGUGCUAAUAACUGUGGUGUUUGUUAUCUGCUGGUGGAAAAACAAGAAGAACAGAAUCUUGACGAGUGACUACAUGAACAUGACGCCACGCCAUCCUCCUGGCCCAAAGAACAAGCAUUACCAACCCUACGCACCAACUCGGAUACACACGGAAUACCGCUCUUGGGAACCAUGACUAUCUGCUUACCAAGCUGCUAAUACCCCUGGUGUGCUUUUACUCUGCCACGUGCACUUGGACGUGAAAAGACAGCCUGCCAUUAGUUUGUCAUAUCUGUUAUAUUUGAUGACAUCAUAGCAAGUACCGGUCAAACUUUAAUUGAUGCUGUGUAAAAGUAGGUUGUUUUCUAUGAUGGCUGAAAACUAGCUACGACUCAUGUUCAAGUUUGAUGGUGGGUAAGGGGGAAAGAUAACACUGGAUCCAAUACAAGGUAUAUUGUUCACUGUUGCAACUACUGAUCUUUCCCAAUCACUUUUGCCUUAUAUUGAAUAUUAAUUUCUAGUUAGAAGUAUGUUUAACUUGAAGAAUUAUAAAUCUCUGAAAUACAGCCCUAAUUGGUUACCAUUAAAUAUGGUACCAAGCAAACUGUUGAUGCAAAAAUUUGUCCCCUCUCACUUCAAAGAGGAGAACCCAGUUUCAAGUUCCAAACAUAUGCUUAAAAGAAUAGGAGAGGGUUUCAGCUGUAGGGAAAAGUCAGCAGUGAGCCAUGUGGACUAUUAGAUUAUUCCACAGAUGGGCUGUAAUGACAGAUCCAGGACACGCAAAAUCCACUAUACAUUAAAUGUGCGAUUCUUAAGUUCUUAAAUUGGUAACUGUGUAAUAUGUGUAGGGGGAGAGGACCCCCCUAUGAAACAAUUUCAUACAGUGAGAAAGCAAUCAAUCUGCAAGGCAGGUCUGGAACAACAGGGGAUGAAGAAAGAUCUGCAGUCAUCACGAAGAGAAUCCUUUUGAAUUAUGUUGGCCUACAACAAGGAAACACCAGGACUUGGCCAAAGUCAUAGGAGAAGCAGGUGAGAAAAUCCUCAUUAGAGCUUAUUGAGGGCAGAUUUUCAAAAGUGGGCCAGAUUUUUGAGUGCUCAGCACACACAGUCGGGGCCAGAUUUUUAGCUGCGCUGAGAACCCAGUGUGCAUACAGCAUGCUGAGCUCUCCUGAAAAUCUGUCCAUGUAGUCUGGUGCUUUUUUCAAAAUCUGGUCACAGUGUUGAGUGAUCAGAUCAUUUGAAAAUUUGCUCCUAAACACCCUAUCAUUGGAGAGGCUGAGUGACCUCAACUCCCAUUGCAGUCAAGAGGUACUGAAAACUCUCAGCACUUUGCAGGCGAUGUUCAGUACCUUGAAGGAUCAGGCUCUAACUGGGGCUUUCUGUUCUUAUAUAGACUUUUCUCUAGGCAUGUUCCAUGGAGGAGUAAAACAAGGGCUAGAAUAAAACUCGUUCAGUGAUUUUCAUGUGGCAUGUUUCUUUUAAUGAUGAUUCCAAAACUGCAGUAGGGUAAGCUCAACACAAAAGCUAUUCCCAAGCUUAGGAGAAGAGGUUCCUUUAUCGGUUCCCUCCAAUCCUUCUAGAGCUGAGCAAAAGACAGAAUUUCUGUCCGUGCGAAAAUUCUGAUAAUUCUACAUUUGUUUUUAUCUUGAACCAGAACAAAAAGAUCCCUGGCUUCGAACUUCCACGAAGCUUAUGGGCAACCCUAAGCCACCUCCACACAAACCAUGGAAGAUGCGGAUACUUGAUGCACAAAUGGAACAUUAAAAACUCUCCAGUGUGCGACUGUGGUCACCCAGAACAGACCAUGGAAUAUAUAACAACUCAAUGCCUGAUUCAGAAAUACAAAGGAGGCAUCACAGCAAUAUACCCCGCCACUCUUGAUCCAAUUACCUGACAACCACCUAAAUGUAAAAUUAUAGUUGUUGCUCUAUAGCUACACACCAGCCAUAUAAGAAGGAAAAAAAAUUGAAAUAUCAAAUUUUUUCACAGAACAGAAAUUCCAAAAAAAUUUGAUUCAGAAAUGGAGAAACAGUCCAAGUCAACAUUUUCAAUAGAAAUGCAAUGUUUUGACAUUCCUGACUGAAAAUGUUUCAUUUAAUUUUGUUGAUCUGACUGGAAAUGCAUAGUUUUAAAUCAGUUCAGCAUUAAACUGCAUUUCCUUACAAAGCCACAUUGCCUCAUUGGAAUUCAGUUCAGGAGUCUGAUGCCCUUGUUCUCAACUAUGGACCAGGCACCCUGGCUGGACUACAUCUCCCAUGAUACAACAGCAGUAAUGUGACAUGACAGACUACUCAGCUUGGUCAGAGAGGAGACAGUGUUGCAUCAUGGGAAAUAUAGUCAGGCCAGGGAGUCCAACCCAUGCGGGGGAGGUCGGGGGCUGGAGGCAAACGCUGGGUCCCAUAAGCCAAUGCAGCAAAACAGGGAAAUGCAGUUUAAUGUUGAACUGACGCAAAAUGAAACAUUUCUGGUCUGUUUAAUAAAUAGAAAUAUUCGAGUUUAGGUUGAACCAAAUCUAAAUAUUUUGAUUUGGGUUUCCAAAGGGAAGGAAAAAAAUCAGAAAUUCAGCAAAAUUGAAAUUUUCCUACAAAAAAAUUUUUUUUUUUGCAGAAAUUGCAUUUCCUGUCAGAAAAUCAUUCUGACAGAAGAUUCCUGAUCAGACUUAAUUCCAUCCUGUCUAAUUUAAAACUAUACAGGGUUAAGUGCUUGAAUAUACCCCAAGGAAUAAUUUUGUGCUAAAUUCCUAAAUUUUGUGUUAAUAAGGGAGUGCAUAGGAAGACCCAAUGGGUCUUUUCCUUCUUCCCUUCCUGGGCUGGAUUGUAUCCAUGGCAGGAGGCACGUAACUCCAUUGUCCCAGGAGCAAGGCAAGGCAGGAACUGUGCUGAGAUGCUGAGAGUCACAGUCUGGUCCCUGCUUCUUCCUUGUGCCAUGGGAGAAGUGAGCUGUGCCACUCCUUUUGCUGCCGCAGCCUACUUUCUCUCUCUGAACUAGCUCCAGUGCACUGGCUGGUACCUUGGGAGGGGUGGAGCCACACCUUGCCUCUGCCUUCGCAGCCUGACCACUCCCUGCCUACCUACAUGGAUGGGCCUAGCAAUUUGGGUGGCCUAUGCAGCGGAAUAAGGGGAUUCCUUACUCCCCUGCAGCAGAACUCAUGAGUGAGUCCUCCAUGGUAAUUUUAUGGAUAUUAUCAUAUAAUCACUGACUGCAUCUUCUUCCUGGCCUUCUGAGCCACAAGUCACUGCCAAGUACUUCAUCCUGUAAUUUAACAGAGUGCUGCAAUUAGAAUAUACUGUGAAAAGAAUGUCUUAUACUCUGGCUCAAGUAUAGCAGACAAAUAUGUACAGAAAGCAAUAAUACACAGGGGCAAAAAUUUCUGGUUUAAAACUGCAUAUGCAUUUCCAGACGUGAGAAACGUGUAUAUUUCAUUGUGUCCACAUGCCUCAGAGUUUUUAUUGUACUUUUAUAAUCUUCUUUUAAAACUGUUAAAUAGACGCUGUAAAUUAAACUUUGAAUACUUUGUAAGGCC
This is a messenger RNA of Malaclemys terrapin pileata, 4092 nucleotides long. It is a transcript of the gene CD28, whose product is annotated as CD28 molecule. The transcript has 4 exons. NCBI's taxonomy places the organism in Eukaryota, Metazoa, Chordata, Testudines, Emydidae. The coding region runs from base 97 to 765 and encodes 222 amino acids. Gene Ontology annotation, biological process: T cell receptor signaling pathway; positive regulation of T cell proliferation; T cell costimulation. The record is from RefSeq and is a predicted model, not a curated record. Gene Ontology annotation, cellular component: external side of plasma membrane; membrane.